Macadamia integrifolia is the source of this 2149-nucleotide messenger RNA. Its product is annotated as protein RST1-like. Bases 266 to 2113 code for a protein of 615 amino acids. NCBI's taxonomy places the organism in Eukaryota, Viridiplantae, Streptophyta, Magnoliopsida, Proteales, Proteaceae. The transcript has 8 exons. The record is from RefSeq and is a predicted model, not a curated record. Gene Ontology annotation, biological process: regulation of post-transcriptional gene silencing.
GAGACAAACGGAUUACCUUUUCCAGAAGUCCGCCUUUCACUUUUAUUGUAUAUUUUCUCUGUUUACUAUAUCUGAGAGGAGAGAAAGUUCUUUCGUUUUUAGGUAUAUGAAGAAACGGAGCGUUCCAGGCAUAAAAAACCGAAGGAUUCUUCAUUUUUGCCUCAGUCGGUGCUGUGAAAAGCAUUCUUACUCUCUUGGAGCCUAAAGUAUAGCCAUGGAUUAGGUAGCAUAGCAAUACUGUAGCUGUUCCUCAUUCUUGUCUCCUAUGGAUUCAUACUCUCUCCUCCUCGAGAGGAUUCGUGUUCCUCAACCCUCAAUGCAGAGAUAUGCAGUGAUUUCCAUCUUUGAAAAACUCCGAUCUGCUCCGUCAAACAUAGGCGCGAACUCUGAUUCCGGUAGGGAUGCUAUUUCUCAGUGUCUUCACUACACUUCUGCUGCCGUCGUCGAUCAAUCGGUUCGGGAACUUUGCCGCUUCGUCAAAGAGGGUUACCUUGAGGUUCCCCAUGGUUUACUUGAACUUCAAUCGGCUCUCGACGGUUGCGACUCGCGUUUCGUUAAUGUCUUCGUCAAAGGGUUAGGGUUUCUUGUUCGCUUCGCAUUUCAGAAGAACGAUACGUUGUGGCGGUUGGAUUCUCCGGAGACUCAUCCUUUCGUCAAGGUCGUUUCAUGUCGAACUGAGGUUCAACCGGAGCUUGUACAGCAAGUGCUCUUGUUAAUAGCGCAGAACAAGCGCACGGGACUUGUGAAAGUUUGUAAAUUCUUAAGGCCUUUCUUGAAUUUCUCGAUACUACGGGUAUCUUCAUCUGCUUCAUCGUUUUCGUUCACAAGGCUUUUAGUUUCCUCUAUUGCGUCACUGUCUUGCUCGUUUCCAUUCGAAGCUAUGCCCAUUGUCAAGUUGAUGAUGGAAGGCUUCAAAUAUUUUCCGCGGAAAAAUGCAGAAGAGAUGAAAAAUCUCGUUGACGUUGCUGAAUAUCUGAUGGAUGCAUUUACGGUGAUCUUGAGGCAGGUGGUUGGAACUGGAUCGCAGUUGAUCAAAGAGGCUCAACUAUGCAGCGUCGAACUGUUGGAAACUCUGCUAUCAUUUUAUACUGAUUUCCACAAGCUUUCUGGUGGGAGUGAGCCCAUUUUCAAACUGUCAAAGAGUGUAUUGCUCGUUCAGAAAGAGCUUGGAUUGCCAUACAUACCAGAAUUGUUAUCAGUGAAGAUGUCCUUAUUUCUCAUACUUACUCAGGCAGAAUUUGAACAUGAACAACUCUCUGUGCUGAAACUCGCAGUUUUCUUGUUUAAGUGGAAAAUUGAAAAUGAAUAUGUCAGUGGAGAAGCUGCAUCUGGUCCUAGUGAGGAGUUUCUGUUCCUUUUUCCCGUCAUCAGUCUUUUAUCAUCUCCUUCUAAAUCAGUUAAAGCUGCAGCAACUGGAUUUCUCUCUGUGUUGGAAGAGCUCUUAAUGCAUUUUUCAGUUGCAUCUAAGAAAGUACCUAAUAUCACCGGGGAAUUUCCAUUUAUCAGCAAACCUGAAUCAAUUAUUCGUAGGCUUUUGCGGGAUCUGUGGCUUCAGGACCCAUCUUUGUUAUCUACUUCUUACUUUUUAAGUUUGGCUUCCAUUGGUAAGACCAGUAUUAAAGUGAUGAACGAUGAUCGGAAACCAUGGAUGUCUCAACUCAGGGAAUAUUCUUUACGGGCUGCUGAAAGAAAAAAGUCUCCACUAUUACCUCAAUUAGAAGGAAAUCUUUCAUCAGAAAUGCCAUUUCUACUCAGUUCCAUAAAUGCUGUUUUAGUCAUGCAUAAUUCGUUGGGGAGCUCUGCUAUAGAUUCUUUGGCUGCUAUUGGCUUAAUGGAUCCUAGACUGGGUAUACCGUUGUUGCUAGCCAUUCUUUUUUACAAUAAAGUUUUCUGCAAUAAUAAGAGUAGCUCCCGUGAAAGUUCGAUAAAACUUCUUGAAGUUCUUCCCUCGCUUGCUUCACAUCCGGUGAUGAUACCACUUAUUGUUCAGACUAUUUUGCCAAUGCUUCAUAAAGAAGCAAAACCGUAUGUUCUCCAUCUGUUUUGUUUUUAUGGUUUACCUUACCAGAUUUAUUCUGACAGGCAAUCAUCCAUGUGUUAUGAAUGGCUGUGAGGUGUGAAUAAAGUAUUUAUUUCUGAUUGGUUUUUC